Molecule: messenger RNA, 2052 nt
Organism: Trypanosoma cruzi
Lineage: Eukaryota; Euglenozoa; Kinetoplastea; Trypanosomatida; Trypanosomatidae
Exons: 1
Coding region: 1-2052 (683 amino acids)
Source: RefSeq, a predicted model, not a curated record
AUGGAGGCAGACCCGGUUACUUUUGAUGACGCGUCACCUUCAUUUGUGCGUCGUAAACGAUUGAGUGAACGUGUCGCUAAUGUUCUGCAAUUUGGGCGGCCGCCAUCGCGCGGUGCCUCCAGCAUCAAUCGCUUAGCACCCAACGCGAGCACUGCACCACCGCGUACUCCACCACGUGCAAUAAGAAAAACCCCUCAAGGGGGAACCACCACCCGACGCUCGGCGUCAACGGCUGUGGUGUUGUUGGCCCCUCCAAUUGAUAAAUUAAUUAUCGGGACGCAUGACGUUGCCACGCAGCAUGGGGAGGCACAAACAUUAAAACAUCAAAAGCGAGCAUUGCCGAGGAAUGACACUCACAUACAUUCAGUCCAUGUACCGAGAGGCUUAAAGGACUUCAUAGCUGCACCUGCGUCUUUGCCAGUCACGAGCGAUCAAGCAAUCCACAAUAAUUGUUUCCCUUCUCCUUCCUCUUCCUUUGUUUCCACUGCCUUAACAGCUGAGGUAUUGGGUAGAAGUGCAUCCCAACACUCCCGCGGGAAACAGAUGUCGCAACCACACCAACCCCAACAGGAGGGAAGCCCCGGUAUUUUGUCGAGUCAAAUGACACCCUUAAGUUUGCGGAAUUUGUCAUGUGGCGAUUCAUCGUGUACAGGUGAACUGGCUGUGUUAGAGAGAACAUCAAGAGGAGGGGAACGAGGGGAAAUCAAUUUGACGCAAUACGCGACCAAAUACGUCGUCCCAUGUGUGAUGGAGGAGAAGGAGGAAGAAGAAGAAGAAAAGGAGAUGCCUGGUCCCCCGUUUCAACAAGAAGAAUACGAAGAAAAGCGACAUGUUUCUCAUCAAAAAGCAAUGGAGACAAAAUGUGACGACAGCAGAAUUCAUUCCAUACCUUCAACCUCUUUCUUGGAUGGUGCAACGCCUCCCACAGACAUGGAGACCGAUGCGCUACAGACGCGGAGGUCUGUCUUUCGUCCAACGUCGUUUUUGUCACCUCCAUACGAAAAAAUUGAUGUCACAACACUACUGGUAGUGGCUAAGGGCGGGUUGAGUGUAAGUAGCAGCGAGAACUAUCACCACAACAAGAAGAGCCAUGCAGGUGAAAUGGGCAUGAAACUUACCCCUGGGCCGCUGCUUGUGCGUGUGUUUGUGCCUCAAACCAUGUUGGAGGAGACGACCGUACUUGACCUCAAGAUGGAGGUGGAGCGUCAUGUUGAUAUCGCCGCCGCACAGCAGACGUUGAGAGCCGACGGUGUAGUGCUGUUGGAUGAAUUGCCGCUCUCCUUCUUGGAUCCCUCGACAAUUCUCUUCAUGGAUGUAGAGCUCCCCUCGGAAGACAGGAGGGAAGAACAUUCAAGGUGGAGGAAUAGGCAUGCGGUGCCGCAGACGGAUUCCCCACCUGCACUGCAGCAGUGUGAGGCAUCUUCGUUGCCAUCACCGCCUGUGUGUGAUGCUUUGUUAGAGCAGAUGGAGAAGUUUAUGCGAGCUCCGGUGAAGCAACCACACGUGGCGGCAGAGAAAUCUGCCAUCUCCUCCUCCGCCACCUCCCCCGCAGAUGCCUUACGCCCAACGAUAUUAAAAGUCACAGUGAGUCCGACAACACACUCAACAAAGAUGAAGGCUCCUCAUGUGACGCCCGCCAUUGUUAACACCAAUAGUAGUCAUCAAGCGGUUUCUCUGGAGAAUCUUCAAAGUGCCAAUUGCAUGGAGACGGCUAAUGAUACGGACAACGCUGAUGAUGAUGACGAUGGGAUGACGCAUGAGAGGAAGAAACAGAACACGGCAGAUGUCACCGCCAUUUUCCCACCCCAAGGCACGGCAGACCCUUCCGGCAGCGUAUUGUUUGGUGUUGGUUCGGCUAUGCACAGAGACACUGCGGAUGCGGAUUCCAUUUUAUCUAAAAGACCAUCUGUGAAUUCGCAUGGGUUGCUGGAGGACGCCAUGACACGAGCGCAGCAACAGGUGGAGUUGUUGUCAUGGCUCUGUAGUAGAUCUGUUCACUCCGGUAAACGAAGCGGUGGUAAUUCUCUGAGCGGGAACGUAAGAAGAGAGUAA